AUGUGGCCGCGGGGGUUAAUCGUGUUUUGUGCGCUGCUAGGAGGGGUGUUCGCAGUACGAAGAUUUCCGGAUGGGUUCAAACUAGGAGCCGCGACAGCCGCUUACCAAGUCGAGGGUUCUUGGAAUGUCAGUGAUAAAUCACCCAGUAUUUGGGACACCUUCACCCAUGAACAUCCCGAGGCCAUAGUGGACGGUUCUAACGGGGAUAUUGCUUGUGAUUCCUACAACAAGUGGAGGGAGGAUAUACAGCUGGCUUCUGAUUUCGGCUUACACUUUUAUAGGCUCUCCCUAUCUUGGCCCCGGCUGCUGCCAAACGGAUUCUCCAAUUACAUCAGCGAAGAUGGAGUGAGAUACUAUAACAAUCUAAUUGACGGUCUCCUUGAGAAAGGGAUAGAGCCACUCGUAACUUUGUACCACUGGGAUCUACCACAGAACUUGCAAGAUUUAGGUGGUUGGACAAAUCCCCUCAUAGCGGAGUGGUUUGCGGCCUACGCCCGCGUCGCGUACACACUGUUCGGUGACCGGGUGAAAACCUGGAUCACAAUUAACGAGGGGGUCAUAGUCUGCGAAGCGACUUACACCUUGGGCGGCUUCGCCCCUGGCAUUUCGAGUCCAUUCCUCGGCAGUUACAUGUGCAAUAAGAACGUUUUACUUGCUCACGCUCGUGCUUGGAGAAUUUACGAUGAGGAGUUCAGACCUGAACAUCAUGGAAAGGUAUCCUUAACGAACCAGAUACUUUGGGUACAGCCGUAUUCAGAAGAGUACGAGGAAUUAGCAGAUCUUGUCAUGCAGAUGGUCGCCGGUCUAUACUCACAUCCAAUUUACACAAGAAGAAGGGGGAUGGCCCCCCACUCUCUAGAGAAACAAAUCGCCGAGAAGAGUGCGAGAGAAGGCUACAAGCGAUCGAAACUACCCGCAUUUACUAAGGAAGAGAUUGAAUUUAUAAAAGGUACCUACGAUUUCUACGCGGUAAACUACUACACCAGCCGCUUAGUGCGGACUCCAAAAGAAGGAGAAAAGAUUGGCUUAUGGCCACUCUACGGUCUCGAAGAGUUGGGUGCUGUCCUCGAGGUAGCCCCGGAGUGGCCAGGGACAUCUUCCAAUUGGUUCUUUGAAUAUCCAGUCGGAUUGAGGCGCUUACUGUCCUGGCUAAAGAAGAACUACGGCGACCUGGACUUCCGGAUUAUGGAGAACGGAUACGCUAGUGAUAAACGUGAUAUUAAUGAUUACGAUCGGGUCAAGUACUAUCGGGAACAUUUGGAACAGGUGUACCUGGCCAUCACUGAAGACGCAGUGAACGUCACCCAUUACACAGCAUGGACCCUGCUUGACAACUACGAAUGGGUCGAUGGAUAUGUAUCCAAGUUCGGGAUAGUCGACGUCGACUUCACGGACCCACUGCGCCCGCGCACCCCAAGAGCUUCCGCCUAUUUCUACGCUAGUGUUAUCGCCACAAACUCACCGGACGGUGAUCAGACAUUAAACGACUUGUAUAAGCUGCUAGCGCGUACUAAGAACGCAAUACAGCGUGUGCAAAAUGCAUGUGCAAGAUAUAUCUGGAACAUCCCACUCCGUACUCAUGUCUCGCCCUUCCUUCUGAGUGCUGGCGUACUCAGGAUGGAGCAGCGUCGACGCCUACAUUUUGCAUCCCUUCUAUUUGACGUGGUUCUAUCUAAGGCCCCAUCAUAUCUAUACGAUAAACUAUCAUGGUUUGGGGAUGGAAACAAUAGAUAUCAUACCAGAAUUGCACUAUAUGGCCUGGAAAUGCCCCUGUACCAUACCACGGCAUUUAGGGGCAGUUUUGCGUACAAUGCGACGAAAUGUUGGAACAACCUUCCACCACCAAUACGGGCCUCUAAAACUGUAAGGAAUUUUUAA
Molecule: messenger RNA, 1878 nt
Organism: Leptosia nina
Lineage: Eukaryota; Metazoa; Arthropoda; Insecta; Lepidoptera; Pieridae
Source: the annotation of a GenBank genome assembly